AUGCCAAAAGUUUUGGUUCCAGGGCCACACAAGACCGAUGACAAGAUGAGGGCCUUCGCAGAGCAGGUCUUUGCUUCUGAGACCAAAGACGAGACGGUCCGUGAUGAAAUCUCCAUGUUUGAUGUGGCUGAGGACUGUCCCAUCAUCCAUCAUGAGAUGGCCCACCAUCUGCACACUGAUGAUGAUGAGCAGAAACGCAAGAAGCGCUCCCGUACCAUGGCUGUGCCCACGGUUGCUUCCCAGGCAGCUGCUACCCCUGUAGUGUCAGUGGAAGUGGACACGCCCACCUACCUGGAAGUGCCUGACUUUCAGAGAGUGGCCGUCAUUGGAGACUAUGCUGCUGGGGUGACCAUGGAUGACUUUGAGCUGGCAUGCAGGGGUCUGUACCGUGCUUUAACCAUCAGGGAGAAGUACAUGCGACUGGCCUUCCAGCGCUUCCCAAGAACAGCCUCCCAGUACCUGCGUCAAAUUGAAGGAGAGUCUUUCAGACCGGAAGAACAAUUGGAGCCAGUCUUCACAAGUCCUCCAAAAGAAGGGGAAGACCCUUUUGAUGUCAAGAACCUGCCAAAGAAUCUGGGCUAUGUUGCUCGUAUGAAGGACGGUGUGAUUUAUGUGUACAAUGACGCUGCAGCUGCUGACAAACAUCAGCCAAAGGAUAUGCCCUACCCAGACCUCAAUACCUUUAUCGAUGACAUGAACUUCCUCAUCGCUCUUAUUGCGCAGGGCCCAACAAAGACUUACACUCACCGCCGUCUUAAGUUUCUCAUGUCCAAGUUCAAUGUGCAUGAGAUGCUGAAUGAGAUGGAGGAGAUGAAAGAGGUGAAGAAGAACCCUCAUAGGGACUUCUACAAUUGCAGAAAGGUUGACACUCACAUCCAUGCUGCUGCCUGCAUGAACCAGAAGCACCUGCUGCGCUUUAUCAAAAAGUCUUACCGUGUGGAUGCUGAACGUGUAGUGCACAACCUCAAAGGGAAGGAGGUCACCAUGAAGGAGCUCUUUCAGUCCCUUAACCUGCAUCCAUACGACCUCACUGUGGACUCACUGGAUGUGCACGCUGGUAGACAAACCUUCCAGCGAUUCGAUAAGUUCAACGCCAAGUACAACCCAGUAGGAGCCAGUGAGCUGCGUGACCUGUACCUGAAGACAGAGAAUCACAUCAAUGGAGAGUACUUUGCCACUAUCAUCAAGGAAGUAGCUAAUGAUCUCGAGGAAGCCAGGUACCAGUAUGCUGAGCCCCGUCUGUCCAUUUAUGGCUGCAACACCAACGAGUGGAACAAGCUCUCGAACUGGUUCGUCAGGCACAGGGUUUACUCCCCAAACCUCAAAUGGAUGAUUCAAAUACCUAGGAUCUACGACAUCUUCAGAGGCAGAAACUUUGUGCCACACUUUGGCAAAAUGUUGGAGAACAUUUUCCUGCCUGUGUUCCAGGCCACCAUUGAUCCACAGUCCAGUCCAGAGCUAAGCAUCUUCCUCAAGCAUGUGACAGGCUUUGACAGUGUGGAUGAUGAGUCCAAACACAGUGGCCACAUGUUCUCCACUAAAAGCCCCAAACCAGAGGAGUGGGACAUCGCCAAAAACCCCUCCUACACCUACUACAUCUACUACAUGUAUGCCAAUAUCGCUGCCCUCAACCAGCUGCGCAAACAGAGGGGCAUGAACACAUUCAUGUUCAGGCCUCACUGCGGUGAGGCUGGUGCCAUAACCCACUUGCUGGCUGCCUUUAUGACUGCUGACAACAUCUCUCAUGGCCUUAACCUCAAGAAGAGCCCCGUGCUGCAGUACCUGUAUGUCUUGAGCCAGAUCCCGAUCGCCAUGUCCCCACUGAGCAACAAUAGCUUGUUCCUUGAGUAUGCCAAGAACCCGCUGCUUGAGUUCCACAAGAAAGGCUUGGUGGUGUCUCUGUCCACCGAUGACCCCAUGCAGUUCCACUACACCAAGGAACCUCUAAUGGAAGAAUAUGCCAUUGCAGCUCAGGUGUUCAAGCUCAGCACCUGUGACAUGUGUGAGAUUGCCAGGAACAGCGUGCUUCAGAGCGCCCUCUCUGAUGAGGAGAAGUGCCACUUCCUGGGUAAGGAUUACCUCAAAGAGGGUCCAGAGGGCAAUGACAUCCGCAAAACCAACGUGCCUCAGAUCCGUAUGGCGUACCGCUAUGAGACCUUGUGCUACGAGCUCAACCUCAUCAAGGAGGGAUUGAAGUCUGAGUAA
Molecule: messenger RNA, 2205 nt
Organism: Pelmatolapia mariae (spotted tilapia)
Lineage: Eukaryota; Metazoa; Chordata; Actinopteri; Cichliformes; Cichlidae
Gene: ampd1
Product: adenosine monophosphate deaminase 1 (isoform M)
Exons: 16
Coding region: 1-2205 (734 amino acids)
Biological process (GO): IMP salvage; AMP metabolic process
Cellular component (GO): cytosol
Molecular function (GO): AMP deaminase activity
Source: RefSeq, a predicted model, not a curated record